Messenger RNA from Drosophila rhopaloa, 617 nucleotides. Its product is annotated as glutathione peroxidase homolog BsaA. NCBI's taxonomy places the organism in Eukaryota, Metazoa, Arthropoda, Insecta, Diptera, Drosophilidae. Gene Ontology annotation, molecular function: glutathione peroxidase activity. The record is from RefSeq and is a predicted model, not a curated record. Gene Ontology annotation, biological process: response to oxidative stress.
AUGCUUAACAAGGAGUUUGUGUUUUAUGGGCUUACGGCAGCAGUGUCCCUAGUGACAGUAUUACUAACACGUAGCAGGUUGCAGCAGGAUCUGGCGGACAUGCGAUGGUCCCUUACAGUCCACUCUCUGACCGUUCAAGAUACCUUCGGAAAACCCGUGCAACUACAAAGUUUUGCCGGCCAAGUGUUGCUCAUCGUAAAUAUUGCUUCCAGAUGUGGACUCACUUCCUCACAAUACGAUGGCCUCCAAAAAUUAUUGGAGGAGUACGAGGAUUAUGGAUUGAGUAUCCUUAACUUUCCGUGCAACCAAUUUGGUGGUCAGAUGCCGGAGAUGUUGGAUCACCUUCGCAAGGAAGGCGCCAAUAUAGGGCAUCUCUUUGCCAAGAUAGAUGUUAAAGGACCUCAGGCAGAUCCACUCUACAAACUCCUAACUCACCACCAGCCCGGUAUCGAGUGGAAUUUCGUCAAGUUUCUGGUGGAUCGCCAGGGGAAAAUCCACAAGAGAUAUGGCUCUGAGCUGGAACCAGUUGCCCUGGUCGAUGACAUAGAGCUUCUGCUCGCCAGAUGAGUUCGAAUAAAUUGCGCAACAUGCGCGUUUUGGCUCAAUGGCACUCAUAA